Molecule: messenger RNA, 309 nt
Organism: Lasiosphaeria miniovina
Lineage: Eukaryota; Fungi; Ascomycota; Sordariomycetes; Sordariales; Lasiosphaeriaceae
Product: microsomal signal peptidase 12 kDa subunit-domain-containing protein
Exons: 3
Coding region: 1-309 (102 amino acids)
Biological process (GO): protein targeting to ER
Cellular component (GO): endoplasmic reticulum membrane; signal peptidase complex
Source: RefSeq, a predicted model, not a curated record
AUGGCCGACCAGAUCUUGGACCAGAUUCGCACUGCAGUUGAGGGGCAGAUUGAUUUUGAGGGGCAGAAGCUGGCGGACCUGAUCGCGAACGUCGCCCUGUCGCUCGUGGGAGCAAUCGCAUUCUUCGUGGGAUACCUGCUCCAGGACAUCAAGCUGGCUGUCUGGGUUGCUCUCGGCGGCACUGCCCUAACCUUUCUUGUCGUUGUCCCGGCGUGGCCGUUCUACAACCAAAAUCCCGUCAAAUGGCUUUCAGCAAGGAAAGCGCCCGACUUGUCGAACUUGGUUGUGAACGAGAAAGCAGCGAGGUGA